AUGUAUGUUCUCAAGCAGACGAAUAACCACGCAGGCACGUCUGCCUCAGACCUUGCCCCCAGCGUGGCUGAUAACCCCGCGAGAAAUGCAGGGCAGAGCUCGACACAUGGAACCGGUGCCUUCACCCCAGCUUCCGCCAAGUCAAAGUCUGAAGCCGCAGCCGAAGUCGCAGCUACGGUCGCGACGAAUAAGGACGAUCCAUUGAGCACCCUAUACUUCCGUGACGGCAAGCGACGCAUCGAUUUCGUGCUCGCCUAUGAGAAGCUCGAUGACCGCGUGCUGGAAAACCGUCGUGCCACUUUCGAAAAGAACCUGCUCAAAGAAAGACUCGAGCUGGAACUCGAGAAUGCCGCGGCAUCCCGUGACGGCAAGACCAACUUCCUCAAGGUCCACGCUCCAUGGGUGGUGCUUAUAAGUUACGCAGAGAAGCUGCACCUUCGCAUGCCCAUCAAGAAGAGAGGCCGAAGGGUGCCUUUUCCGACACUGAAAGUUGGCGAAGGCGACAGUCCGACACUGCCAGACCUCAAAGACCUCGAAGACAUCUCGACAGAGCUCGAAGUUGAAGCAAAGCCAACCAAACUGGACACCCUGUGGGCCAAGUUAUGGACACCGUUCCCCUACGACAAAAAACUCAUACCGGACGAGAAGCAGUUCUUCACCGCCGAGUUUGUGUGCCAGCGAGAGCCCAUGUACCUGAUGCAAUACAAGGAGACCUUCUUCUCGCAAGCCAUUCGAAGCCGGAUAGCGUGGGAGGUGCUCAUGAGGGCUGCAUACGAAUACAAAGAAAGUCAAAGAGGCAUACACAAGCUACUCAACGACGAGGUCUACUUGGCAGCCUACCCUUUGCAUGACGACGUUGUGUACCCGGAGUACGAGGCCAAAGCGACGCUAUACAAGCUGAAUCCGGUGACUAUGAUAUACGAACCUUACGUGCCCACCUGGGAGAAAGUGGCGCGGAUUGCAGCUACCAACUCCGUCGUUUUGGUUAUGCUGUGCCUGGUGGUGUGCUCGGUGUUCGCCAUCAUCGCCUAUCGCAUCAUCACACUCGGCUGGUUAUCGCAGAAACCCCAGCUGCGCCCCCACGCCCACAUGGCGACUGCUGUGUCCGCUUCGCUGCUCAAUCUCGUCGUCAUCUUACUCAUGAACAAGUGCGACGGCGUCUGCCUCUACGAAGUAACCGUCCAACUGGCAAUAGUCAUGAUCGGCAAGCAGGUCGUCAACAACAUCCAAGAGUUUGCAAAAUUGCGGCUCACCAACCGGUGGCGCUCGUGGCAGCGGGACCACGUGAGGCGCGGCGGCGCAGUGAGCAGUGGACCGCUGGCCCGCUGGGAGGAGGACUACGUGCUGGCGGAGUGGAGCGUGCUGUCGCUCUUCGACGAGUACCUCGAGAUGGCCAUCCAGUUUGGUUUUGUCACCCUCUUCGUGGCCGCAUUCCCACUGGCGCCGCUGUUCGCGCUCCUCAACAACAUCGUGGAAAUCCGCCUGGACGCCUACAAGUACACCUCGCAGAUGCGCAGGCCGCUUGCCGAGAGGGUGUCGAACAUUGGGGCAUGGCAGGUCAUUCUGCAAGGAGUUUCCAUUUUCGCUGUCAUCUGUAACGCGUUCCAGAUCGCGUACACCAGCGAUUUCAUUCCGCGACUGGUGUACCGCGUCGCGUACAGCGGCGACUUCAGCAUGCGCGGAUUCGUCAACUUCAGCCUCUCGUCCUUCGACACGAGCGACUACGACAACGAGACGCGCCCGGACAACGCCACGCUGGACGGCAUCGUCGUCCGAGAGUGCAGGUACCAGGGAUACCGAGAGCCACCCGGUUCGGAAAACGAAUACCAGCUCACCCUCACCUACUGGCACAUAUUUGCCGCCAGGCUUAUCUUUGUCGUUGUGUUUGAGCACGUGGUCUUUUUCAUAACGGGUCUCGUGGCCGCGCUCAUACCGGACGUGCCUCAGUCAGUGCAGCAGCGGAUAAGGCGGGAACAGAUCGUGGCACAGAAUCUGAUCGCCGGCCUGCAUAGCGGCCAGCGCGCUCGGUCCCAGCGAGGAUCUAGGAGCAGCUUCUCCAAUGCCAGCAAGUGAUCGUCACCAACUUCAGGAUCAUCGCUGCCAA
Messenger RNA from Dermacentor andersoni, 2104 nucleotides. Its product is annotated as anoctamin-5-like. Gene Ontology annotation, biological process: chloride transmembrane transport. The record is from RefSeq and is a predicted model, not a curated record. NCBI's taxonomy places the organism in Eukaryota, Metazoa, Arthropoda, Arachnida, Ixodida, Ixodidae. Gene Ontology annotation, cellular component: plasma membrane. Gene Ontology annotation, molecular function: protein dimerization activity; chloride channel activity.